GCUGGCGGCAUAGUUACCCGACGACGUCGGCGGCCGUCGCCGUUCCCGUUUUCUUUACUCGACUCGCGCACGCGCGUCCGCCAGCGCGCGAACGUUCCAUUCCAUUCCAUUCCACAAACGCACACACUGUACGUGUGCCGCGCUCGCCGCCGCCGCCGUCUCCGUUUCGUUCUCUUACCACCCGUCAGUCUCGUACCGAUCGGCCGACACGACGUGUGCUUGCCGUCCAACGUCCGUUCCGAACUAAAUAUUUUCGUUCUCCCGUUCGAUUAUUAACGAAUCGCCCGUUGCUGUGCGUGUGUUCCGCGUAUACGACAACCGUAAUAACAUGCGAGCUGAUUUUCGUUGCCUGCGCUAAGUUCUCCCGUCUGCGAUUCGCGUACGCAUCCCCAACAUAUCACCUAAUUAUUUAUCCUCCGAUCGCCGCGCGGUGCGUUACGCGUAUGAUAUACUACUUGUCGUCGUGGUGCGCAGUUAAAAUGUGUGCGUAGGUAUUAUUGUUGCAUCGACGGUGCGUGAAAACAGGAAUAUAAUAUCGUUGAAAUAAUAAUAAUAGCGCGAAAUGAUCGUGUGCGGUGGUGCUACGACAGCAGCAACAGUAGCAGUAGAAGUGUCCGUUGGCCGUGGUGGUAUAUUAUAACGACGACAACGACGGCGGCGGCAUCAUCGAGGACGCCGCACGGACGACAACGGUCGGGCCGAAACGGAUGCGUCCGGACAACGUGGUGCGCACGCCGCGAUCACAUAUCAAGGUGCCGCCGCCGCCUCGCGCGCGUCUCGCCGGCCGCCGGCGGACCAGCGCAGUAUUCGGUUCGGCGGGUCGGCGGAAGUAGUGGCCACCAAAUGCGAGACGGCAUUCACGUGUUUUAUGUUCAUGUUCAGGAGGAGGCGGACGGCAUUAGCUAAACGCUUGUGGAAGGCACGGGUGCGCAGGGACAAUGAAACCAGGUGUGCGGAAAAAACGUCCGCGACCGCUCAGCCCGCGACCACUGCUUCUGUCGCGCACCCGUCGCCCGUCGAGUCCGACGAACGGCAGUUCCGCAACGCGCUGUUCAAGCGGCUGGACGACAGGCAGCUGGAAACGUUGCUCCGGGCCGUGGACACAGGCGGCGUGGACGCUACCGAGUGCGUGGCCGUCCGACCGUUCCUGUUCUCCGAUCCUGCGGUCAUAUGCUGCCGACUGUGGCGGUGGCCCGACCUCCGGACUGUCGAACAGCUGAAAAACACGCCCGUCUGUCAGACGGCCAAACAACCCGACAUGGUAUGCUGUAACCCGUACCACUGGAGCAAACGAUGCGAGAUCGAACGACCUCCGCCUCCUUACUCAAGGUUUGUGAAGGAAAAACUGAAACCUGAAGAUCGCGCACCUAGUGAAUGUAGUUGGGACAGUAACGAUGACGAACUUCGUGGUUCGUUCAGCACGGAUGGUGACGAAAAACCAAAUGAACAAGAAUGGUGUAAAGUGGCGUAUUGGGAACUAUCGCAAAGAGUUGGAAGGCUAUUUCCUGUUGACACAAAAUUUGUGAAUGUUUUUUGGAAUGUUCCGUUGGGCACUGGUUUGUCAUUAGCCGCUCUCACUCAACAUCAUUUUCCACCCACACAAAGCCCUCCUGAGUCUGUGCUCAGAAACAGGACUAAAAUCGGACAAGGUCUAGCUUUGAGCCGAGAAGAAGAUGGUGUAUGGGCAUACAACCUAAGUGAUUGGCCUAUGUUUGUCAAUUCUCCAACGCUGGACGAUCCGGACAGUAAAUCAUAUCUAGUUUUUCGAGUACCAUCCGGUCACUGUUUGAACAUAUUUACGGGCAACCCACAUGGUGACCGAAUACGUUACUCGAAUGGGCUUCGAGUGGGCCCUGUUGAUCCUAACGCUGUACGCAUUAGCUUUGCCAAAGGAUGGGGGCCUAAGUAUUCUCGACAGGAAAUAACAUCCUGUCCAACUUGGAUCGAAGUGUUACUUGAUCCUUGCAGAUGACACAGGGUGACCGCAAACAGAAUAUGAAAUGGCAAUGUCAUUCUCUAAUUCUCAAACUAAAACACUAGUUUUAAAGACUAAUUUUAUUGAAUUUGUGACUCAAACCAAAUUGUGUUAAAAAUGUGCGUUUAGGGUUCAUGUUUGUUGAUCUUGUAUGUACAACGUUAUUGUCUACAAGAUCUUUAAACAAACUAAAUUAUUGUUUUUUUUUUUAAUUUUAAUUUUUGUAAAAACAAAGGAUACCAUUGUGAUAUUAGUUCAGCGUCCUUAACGACUGCUCUUUUUGUUAAGGGUACGAUGCUAUUUUCAACACGUAAGAGAAACUAGAGCUUAAUGACAUCCACAUUCCAUGAAUUAAUAUU
Sipha flava (yellow sugarcane aphid) is the source of this 2334-nucleotide messenger RNA. It is a transcript of the gene Dad, whose product is annotated as mothers against decapentaplegic homolog 6. The coding region runs from base 869 to 1972 and encodes 367 amino acids. The record is from RefSeq and is a predicted model, not a curated record. The transcript has 5 exons. Gene Ontology annotation, molecular function: transcription regulator inhibitor activity; I-SMAD binding. Lineage: Eukaryota; Metazoa; Arthropoda; Insecta; Hemiptera; Aphididae. Gene Ontology annotation, biological process: cell differentiation; SMAD protein signal transduction; BMP signaling pathway. Gene Ontology annotation, cellular component: heteromeric SMAD protein complex.